Messenger RNA from Meyerozyma guilliermondii ATCC 6260, 849 nucleotides. RefSeq lists its product as uncharacterized. NCBI's taxonomy places the organism in Eukaryota, Fungi, Ascomycota, Pichiomycetes, Serinales, Debaryomycetaceae. The transcript has a single exon. Bases 1 to 849 code for a protein of 282 amino acids. The record is from RefSeq and is a predicted model, not a curated record. Gene Ontology annotation, cellular component: cytoplasm.
AUGAAGACCGGUUACUAUGAACUUCUAGGGGUUUCCGAAACUGCUACGGACGCCGAUUUGAAGCGAGCGUACCGUAAGAAGGCUCUUCAGCUCCAUCCAGAUAAAAACCCAGACGAUAUAGAGGGUGCAACACAAAGAUUUGCAUUGGUGCGAGCGGCCUAUGAAGUAUUAUCCGAUCCCCAAGAACGGUCAUGGUACGAUUCGCAUAAGAAUCAGAUCCUUCGAGACGACGACGACUAUGGUACCGAGGACGAGGCAAUACCAUCCAUCCCCAGCAUUUCUGUAGAGGAACUUAUGAGAUAUUUCAACCCAGCAUUGUACACCAUUAUAGAUGAUUCAUUAUCCGGCUUCUAUAACGUCACCGAACGGUUAUUUGAGCGGCUUGCGGCCGAGGAGAUUCGUCAUGCUCGACUGCAAGGUUUGAAAGAAUACGAACUUUUCAAGGACGAUGCUCCAAACGUCAACGUUAUCGAUUCGUCUAUGCUCAAAUUUCCUCGAUUUGGAAACAGUGCAUCUGACUAUACCACCCAAGUAAGACGCUUCUACACGGAAUGGAGCAGUUUCCAGACCGUCAAGUCAUUUGCGUGGAAAGAUAGUUAUCGGUACUCUUCAGCACCCGAUCGCAGAACUAAAAGACUUAUGGAAAAAGAGAAUAAAAAGAUCCGUGACAGUGCACGAAAAGAGUACAACGAGACUGUUCGGAGCUACGUUCAGUUCAUUAAAAAGAGAGAUCCGCGGGUCAAAAGUGGAAUAAGUGAGUUUGAAAAACAGCGUAAGAAAAAGCAUCAGGAAGAGCUCGAGCGCCAGGUCAAAGAACAAAGAAACCCGAGAAUUACGAGAAAUGGCUAA